AGCGUCAUUUUGAUAUUCGGAUGGCUGGGAGCAUAUCCCAGGCAAUUGCGGAAUUAUACCAAUGCAUAUGCCAAAUUAUACCCCAAAGCGUCUCAGAUCGUCGUUCAGUGCAAUCGCGACUUGCUCUGGACUACAAGCAGUGCUAGGUCACGGAGGCUCAAGCCUGUCAUCGAUGCCUUAGAAGCGCUGCAUUGCUUGCCAUCUUCUUCUUCUGCCCAACGGACCCGCGCGAAUACUUACACAUCUAAACCUUGUACGGCAACACCAGGAGGUUCCCUGCAAAUGACACUUCUUGGACACAUGCUACGGCGGAAAUAUGGUUCCACAUCAGUUCUAGGGUCAUCUGCGAGCGCAUUGAUCCUUGACUCGUGCCCAGCAGCGGGUGACCUAAAAUCAAUCAAACUCGCUGUUAGAACUGUCAUCCGGAACCCAAUCGCCAGACGCAUCGUGCUCGCAAUCGUACACACGAUAUAUUCCAUCCGCUUCGGACUCUCUUUGCUGUUCGGUAAGCAAAUGAUUAUGCUAGAAAACCUCCAAACCGAAAUGUGGAAUCCGCGCAUCUUGCCAUGGAUGGGCCUCCACACACCCCGCCUCUACCUUUUUUCGCGCACGGAUAAAUUGAUUUCGUGGCAAGAGGUCACACAACAUGCUGAGACUGCGAAGGAGCGCGGAAUGGAUGUGCGUUGCGAGCUAUUUGAAGAGAGUGCACACGUAGCGCACCUCCAGGCCGAGCCAGAGAGGUAUUGGUCUUCAGUGCAGGAGAUUUGGGCUGUCGCAACCAAGGAGAAAAGCGAGCAUUAG
Messenger RNA from Suillus subalutaceus, 801 nucleotides. RefSeq lists its product as uncharacterized. The annotation marks the transcript as partial. The record is from RefSeq and is a predicted model, not a curated record. NCBI's taxonomy places the organism in Eukaryota, Fungi, Basidiomycota, Agaricomycetes, Boletales, Suillaceae. The transcript is spliced from 4 exons.